Messenger RNA from Argentina anserina (silverweed cinquefoil), 1393 nucleotides. Its product is annotated as metal tolerance protein 10-like. Gene Ontology annotation, molecular function: monoatomic cation transmembrane transporter activity. Gene Ontology annotation, cellular component: membrane. Gene Ontology annotation, biological process: monoatomic cation transport; transmembrane transport. Lineage: Eukaryota; Viridiplantae; Streptophyta; Magnoliopsida; Rosales; Rosaceae. The transcript is spliced from 6 exons. The record is from RefSeq and is a predicted model, not a curated record. The coding region runs from base 55 to 1263 and encodes 402 amino acids.
UCACAGAGUCACAAUACUAGUAUUCUCUUACUGCAAUUCUCUUUGCUGAGAAAAAUGGUGACAGAUCUUCGAACAGAUUCUUUGGAUUACCGCACAGAACUGUUGUCGCCGGACAUGACGGGCCAGGCUGUGGCACUGCCAAGUGAUUCGCCGGCAUGGCGGCUCAAUAUGGAUGCCGUCAAGCUUCCAGCUGAAAGAAACAAUUUGGAUCCUUUUUUUGGCUUUGGCUCUUAUGUUAAGUCAUUAAGGACUCGCAGAAAGGUUGCACAGUAUUACAGGAGGCAGAACAAGCUUUUGAAAGGUUUCAAUGAAUUAGACUCAUUUUCUGAAAUGGGUUUUUGGCCUGGAAGUUUAACAAAGGAUGAGAUGACACAGCUUGAAAGGAGUGAAAGGAUAGCAAUAUAUGCAUCAAAUGCGGCUAAUUUGGUGCUUUUCUUAGCAAAAGUGUAUGCUUCUAUUCAGAGCAAAUCUUUGGCAGUAAUAGCUUCAACUUUGGACUCCCUCUUAGACCUCUUGUCAGGGUUCAUCCUUUGGUUUACAGCUGCUGCAAUGAGGAAACCAAAUCAGUAUCGCUACCCGAUUGGCAAGACUAGGAUGCAACCUGUGGGAAUUGUUAUUUUUGCAUCAGUAAUGGCAACUCUUGGAUUGCAAAUAUUGUUCGAAUCAGGCCGACAACUUCUCAUGAAGGCUGAACCUGAUAAGGAUCCAGAGAAAGAAAAAUGGAUGAUAGGAAUUAUGGUAUCUGUCACAGUGAUCAAGUUUGUUCUAAUGGUCUACUGUCGAAGAUUCAAAAAUGAAAUUGUUCGAGCAUAUGCUCAAGAUCAUCUAUUUGAUGUCAUUACUAAUGGAAUUGGUCUUGCAUCAGCAGUGUUGGCUGUCAGAUUUUACUGGUGGAUAGAUCCAAUUGGAGCUAUCAUCAUUGCUUUGUAUACAAUGGGGAAUUGGUCAAAUACAGUGAUGGAGAAUGUCUGGUCACUAAUUGGGAAGACAGCACCAGCAGAGUACUUGGCCAAGUUAACAUAUCUAAGUUGGAACCAUGACAAGGAGAUCAAGCAUAUUGAGACAGUGAGAGCCUACACAUUUGGUGUCAACUAUUUUGUGGAGGUUGAUAUAGUGUUGCCUGGGGACAUGUCUCUCAGUGAUGCACAUAAUAUCGGAGAGGCACUCCAAGAAAAGCUUGAAAAUCUUCCUGAGGUUGAACGAGCUUUUGUUCAUGUGGAUGUCGACAUUACUCACAAGCCAGAGCACAAGCCAAAGGGAUGAAGAUGAAGAAAAUUGGGAUAAAGACUAGAACAUUUGCUAUAGUUGUGAGGUUAUUCUUUGGUGUUACUUUUUUCUUCUUUGUCACUCAAACUUGGCAUGAUUUGGUUGUAUAAGGCUUCAUUUCUUUUAU